UUCUCAAGCGGUCGAUGGAGUACAGCGAGGUGGACGGGCUCGACGAGCCGCUUUUGGCGACCAACGAGGCCGGCGCGCCGUUCGCUGCCAGCGUGCGCAGCUUCAGCUUUUGCGGCGGCGCCGCCGUCGGCGCGGCCUUUCCGUCCAACCGCGUCACGACGUCCAAGUACACGCUCGUCAGCUUUGCGCCCAAGUUUCUUGCGCAGACGUUUACAAAGAUGACAAACAUCUACUUCCUCUUCAUCUGCAUCCUGGAGAUGACGCCGGGCAUCUCGACAUCCGGCGGCAUCCCGACGACCGCGCUGCCGCUCCUAGUCGUCAUUGCCAUUGACGCCUUCUUCCAGGUCGUCGAAGACUACGCGCGACAUGUCGACGACGACGUGGCCAACCACCGGGUGGCGCACCGGUUACUCUCGACGGGCGCUUACGAGUCAACUACAUGGCAAGAGCUCCGCGUCGGCGACAUUGUGCGCAUCUUAAACGGGUCCAUCGCGCCGGCCGACGUCAUUCUACUGCAAGUCGAGUACGGCGUCGACGAAGCGCCACGGCACUACAGCUACGUCGAGACGUCGAGCUUGGACGGCGAGACGAACUUGAAGAUCCGCGAGGCGCUGCCCGAGACGCACGGCCGGUCACUGCACCGGCUCGAAGGCGUGGUCCAGUGCGACCAGCCCAACGCCUCGGUCAACUCGUUUAGCGGCCAGCUGCAUUUCGCCGAUCGCUUGGCGUCGACGCCGCUCCAAGCCACGAACGUUCUCUUGCGGGGCUGCAUCUUGCGCAACACGCCGGCGGUCGUCGGCCUUGUCUUUGCCACCGGUCACGACACCAAAGUGCUCCAGUGCGCGCGGGCGUGUCCCAACAAGCGCAGCUUUGUUGAGAGCCAAGUCAACCGCGAACUCUGGUGCAUGGUCAUGCUCCUCUUGGCGAGCUGCGGCGCGGCCGCAACGAUCUCGACCUUCUUCGACUGCCUCGAGCUCCCGCGCGCGUGGUACAUGCGUCUGGAGGCGCCGCCGUCGAUCGCGGUGGCGUUUUGCCAGUCGUUUCUGCGCUUCUUUCUUUUGCUCUCGAACGUCGUGCCCAUCUCUUUGGUAGUCACGCUCAACAUGGUCAAGUCGCUGCAAGCGUCGCUCAUGGAACGCGACCGCCACCUCCGCGAUCCCUCAAACAGCGCGCCGUGCCGGGUCAAGACCAUGGCGCUCAACGAAGACCUCGGGCAAGUUUCGCACAUUGUCACGGACAAAACUGGGACGCUUACGCGAAACGUCAUGGUCUUCCGCGCCUGUUCGGUCAACGGCGUCCUCUACGGCGGCAAGGCUGCCCCCAAUGUAUCCAAGUGGAUGGCUUUUGCCGAUGCACACUUUGACACUUGCCUCGGCGCCGGCGAUGGUCCGCUGUGUACAUUCUUAUUGCACCUCGCGCUCUCCCACUCGGUGCUGGCGACACGUCCCGCCGACUUGAGCGAGCUCGUGGCCGCGGCCGCGUCGCCGGACGAGCAGGCGCUUCUGGCCAUGGCGUAUGCCUAUGGCUACCGCUUUCUUGGACGGCAACCCGGCAAAGCGACCGUCCAAGUACCGGGCCACGGCCCCGUGACGUUUGACGUGCUCCACGUGCUCGAGUUUUCCAGCGCUCGCAAGCGCAUGUCGGUCGUCAUUCGCAACCCGCUGCGCGACAACGCGAUUCAAUUGCUGGUCAAAGGCGCCGACAACGUGCUAUUGCCGCGCGCCGUUGCGUCACCGACCACAAACCUGCACCUACAGGCCAUGGCGCGCGACGGCCUCCGGACGCUCGUGAUUGCACAGCGCACGUUGCCACCGGCGCUCUACGCAGACUGGGAGAGGCGGUACGCGAUUGCUGUACGGGAUGUGGCACACGUGCAAGCCAAGGCCAAGCAGCAGCCCAAUGCAAUUGAUGCGCUCAUGGACGAGCUCGAAACGGACCUUGAUGUGCUGGGCGCGACCGGCAUUGAAGACGGACUCCAGGCGUACGUGCCGGCGACGAUCGAAAAGCUACGCCUCGCAGGAAUCAAGAUAUGGAUGCUCACGGGCGACCACGUGGAUACCGCGCUCAACGUGGCCCGGGCGUGCAAUUUACUCAAGAAUACCACGAGCCAGCUCUUAUUGCUGCAGUGCGCGACGCCGACCGAGUGCUUUCGGGAGCUCCGAGGCCUCCAGAGCCGCAUGCAACCGCGCACCAAGUACGCGCUCGUGGUCGACGGCGACGCCUUGUACCAUGUGAUGAACCUCCCGUCGGCGCACGAUGCGUUCGCGGAUGUUGUCCGCGCCUGCGAAGUCGUCCUCGCGUGUCGUACGUCGCCCAUGCAAAAGGCGCAGGUCGUCGAGCUUGUCCAGGGACUCUUGGCGGGGACCCCGGGGCGCGUGUUGGCGAUCGGCGACGGCGCCAACGACGUGGCCAUGAUCCAGUGCGCGCAUAUCGGCGUCGGCAUCUGCGGCCAAGAAGGGCUCCAGGCCGCCAACGUCAGCGACUAUGCGAUCGCGCAGUUUUCGCUCUUGCUCCGGCUCCUCUUUGUACACGGCCGCCUCAAUUACCAGCGCACGACGUUCCUCGUGCGCUAUGUUUUUUACAAAAACAUCAUUUUGGUCAUGUCGGAGUUUUGGUACAGCCUCGUGAGCGGCGUCUCGGGCCAGAAAUUCUACAACGAAGUCGCUGUCGACAGCUUCAACACGCUCUACACCGCACUGCCCAUCGUGCUCUUUGCCAUCAUGGACAAGGACUUGCCGUCCUGGAUGUGUGAAAGCGUACCUGGCUUGUACUCGAUUGGCAUUGGCAAUGGCCUCUUUCGCCGCCGGAUGAUUUGGACGUGGAUCCUCUCGGGCGUCUUCGAGUCGCUCGUCAUUUGCAUGGUCGCUGUGCUUACCAUGAGCAGUUGCGACUCGUUGGGGCGGCCGUUUGGCAUGUGGGAGUCGGGUGCUCUUGUCUUUACCCAGAUUGUGCUCGUCGUCAACUACAAGCUGGCGCUGCACCAGAGUUCGUGGACGCUCGUGCAAGGCGCCGUGCUCGCACUGAGCAUCCUCGCGUGGUUUGUCUCGGCAUUUGUCAUUUCUGCGUCGCCCGACAUUAGCACGGCGUGGUAUGACAUCUUCCCGAUCGUCAUGACGUCCAACUUUUACUGGUUCGCAUCGCUCUUGAUCCCGGUCGUCGCGCUCUCGGUCGACCUUGUUGGUGGCGCCGUCACCACGAGCUUUCAACCGUCCAACGUCCGCGUCCUCCGCGAAGCGCUCCAAGAGCCGACGCAGAAGGAGACGCUGCGCGACCGCAUGUGGCAGCUGCCCGAGAAACAACCGGCGCCGCUCUCAGGGUACGCGUCUGGCGUCGACGAGUUUACGGCGACGGCCGAGGCUCGACGAAGCACGACCGGAUGGAACCCGCUUGGGCAGGAUAUAGACACGACGUGAGCCACGUUGUUCGCUGCGUGAUAGAUGACGAUGAUGUAUCGACGAAUGGAGAUGUACAUGUAGUCGA
Molecule: messenger RNA, 3480 nt
Organism: Saprolegnia diclina VS20
Lineage: Eukaryota; Oomycota; Saprolegniomycetes; Saprolegniales; Saprolegniaceae
Exons: 7
Coding region: 15-3413 (1132 amino acids)
Biological process (GO): phospholipid translocation
Cellular component (GO): plasma membrane
Molecular function (GO): ATP binding; ATPase-coupled intramembrane lipid carrier activity; magnesium ion binding
Source: RefSeq, a predicted model, not a curated record